Molecule: messenger RNA, 2468 nt
Organism: Phoenix dactylifera (date palm)
Lineage: Eukaryota; Viridiplantae; Streptophyta; Magnoliopsida; Arecales; Arecaceae
Source: RefSeq, a predicted model, not a curated record
AUGACAUGUAGGCCAAUAGCUACACAUCAUAAUGUGUGGCAAAUAACCACUGAAUUGCUCAAAAAGAAAAUCCCCAUGUUUCUCCAAAUGGAGCGAAAACUAUCUUUACUUUUGGUCACAUGUCUGCUUACAGGAAUCGCAGCAACCAAAUAUGAUGCAUUCACAUACAAUGGAUUCCAAAGGAGUGACUUGUACCUUGAUGGCGCAGCAGAGAUCACACCCAAUGGCCUUCUGAGAUUAACCAACACUACAAGCCACCAGCAAGGACAUGCAUUCCACAAAGUGCCACUGCUUUUGAAGAACACCUCAGAUGGUACUGUUUACACUUUCUCUACUUGCUUUGUUUUUGCAAUGCUCCCCGAAUAUCCAGAUGUGGGUGGCAAUGGACUUGCACUUGUGCUCUCUCCAACCAGGGGGCUCCCUGGGGCUAUGCCGAACCAAUACCUUGGUCUCUUCAACACUACCAAUAAUGGCAAUUCAUCAGAUCAUGUCCUUGUUAUUGAGCUAGACACCACCUUCAAUAAGGAGUUUGGAGAUAUCGACAACAACCAUCUCGGAAUUGAUGUCAACGGAUUAAGGUCCAUGAACGCCGCACCAGCAUCAUAUUUCACCGAGAAAAUUGGCAAGUUUAAGAAUCUCAGCCUUACAAGCGGAAAACCAAUGCAGGUAUGGGUAGAUUAUAGCAAUCCAGAGAAGAAGCUAAAUGUAACAAUAUCCCCCAUCCGUGUGCCCAAACCAAGUCAUCCAUUGUUGUCUUCUUCCAUUAAUCUAUCCUCGGUAAUAUUAGAUACCAUGUAUAUUGGCUUCUCUUCUUCUACAGGCUCCAUGCUAACAUCCCAUUAUGUUCUGGGUUGGAGCUUUAAGAUGAAUGGGCAAGCGGAUGCCCUCAACCUGUCCAGCCUUCCUUCGCUUCCUUUGAAAAAGCAUAGAAGAAAGCCAACGUCUUUGAUAAUUUGGCUGUCCUUAGGAGUAGUGGUGUUCAUAGCUAUAACCGCCUGCGGUAUUGCUUACAUAAUAAGAAGAAAGGCAAGAUAUGCUGAAGUUCUUGAAGAGUGGGAUCUAGAAAAUAGAACUCAUAGAUUCUCAUAUAAAGAACUAUUCAAGGCUACCAAAGGCUUUCCCGAGAAAAAUCUUUUGGGAGUUGGCGGUUUUGGAAGAGUUUACAAAGGCAAGCUGCCGACCUCUAAAACUGAAAUUGCAGUGAAGAGGAUUUCUCAUGAUUCUAAGCAAGGAAUGGGGGAGUUUGUUGGGGAGAUUGCGAGUAACAGUCAGCUCCGUCACCGCAAUUUGGUCCAGCUUCUUGGCUAUAGCCGUAGGAAAGGGGAAGUCCUUUUGGUCUAUGAGUUCAUGCCCAAUGGAAGUCUUGACAAGUUCCUCUACGACGCAAACAAUCCAACGACACUUAGCUGGAGCCAGAGACUAAAAAUUAUCAGAGGUGUGGCCUCAGGUUUGCUCUACCUGCAUGAAGGUUGGGAGCAGAUUGUUCUACACAGAGAUAUAAAAGCAAGCAAUGUCUUGCUGGACGGUGAAAUGAAUGGAAAGUUGGGAGACUUUGGACUAUCAAGAUUGUAUGAUCAUGGUAGCGAUCCCCAAAUCACUAAUGUGGUGGGAACUUUCGGUUAUAUAGCGCCAGAGCUCACUAAAACAGGCAGGGCAACUACGAGCACUGAUGUCUUCGCCUUCGGGGUUUUCGUACUUGAGGUUGUCUGUGGAAGGAGGCCAAUAAUGCAACAAGAAUCACUGGACCUUCAUUUGGUGGACUGGGUGUGGAGGAGUUGGAGGAAUGGAGUAAUUCUAGAGGUUCCAGAUGCAAGACUGGGAGGUGAUUACCAUCUGGGGGAAUUGGAAAUGAUCUUAAAGAUGGGAUUGCUUUGUUCACAUCCUGUGCCUGCAGCAAGACCAACCAUGCGCCAAGUGAUGCAGUUCUUGGAUGGUAAUCUUUCGCUGCCGCAAAUGCCCAAGGAUGGGAGGGGCAUCACUAUUUCAUCACCAGAGCAUGCUGAAGAAUUAGAAGAAUCAUAAUAUGACAAGUUUCACUUGUACAACUGAUACAGGACAGGUUUCUUCUGUGGAACGGAGCCAUGGAGCAGGGGCGCUGAUUGUGAACGCGGCAGCCGUGAAGAUCGAUCCGUGGACGUGAAGAUUAAUCCGUGGCCGUGGAGAUCAAUCCAUUGAGUGUUUGAUUAAGAGUCCUUUUGCAUUUGAAUUCUGGUUUAGCCAAGUCAAGAGUCCUUCUUAUGUUUUGUUCCUGACUUAAGUCAGGCUUAGCAUCUUUGUUUGAUUAAGUUUCUGAAUUACGAGUACUUGUUGGUUUAGGAUUAGGAUUUAGUUUUCUCUGAGUCCGUUUGCUAUGAGUUAGGGUGUAUGCGAUCCUAUAUGAGGAAUCGCAAGGAGGGCUUGUUUUUUCCCUCUUCCUGGUUAUUGUUUUUCAGCCGCCAUUGUUAAUGAGAAAACACGUUGAAAGCACA